GACCCACGAGCUCACUUUCCUCCGCCGAGCAGACAAGUUGGUUCCACAUUUUUUAAUGUGAAACAAAACUUGCAUCUUGUUUUUGUUUUUUUACCCCUGACAUUGCCAUCAAUAUGGAAAUGAACGGGAGCGCCGACAGAGAAAAUGUAGGGGAGGUCCCCCAUACAGGUGUCUGGCACGGUGGCAGCCCCUCUGCUCUCCUGAACAUGAACCACUAUGCCAAUAAGAAGAGUGCAGCAGAGAGCAUGCUGGACGUAGCCCUGCUCAUGGCCAACGCUUCCCAGCUGAAGGCUGUCCUGGAGCAGGGGCCAGACUUCUCCUUGUACACUCCCCUCAUCACUCUCAUCAGCAUCUCCCUCAGCCUGCAGGUCACUGUGGGGGUCCUCCUCAUCUUCAUCGUGCGGUGGAACCUGAAUGACCAAAGUAAACACUUCAGGCUGAAUGUAAUGGAGAACCUGGCCACAGGCCUCGUCUUCGUCAUCGUAGUAGUCAACGUCUUCAUCACUGCCUUUGGAGUACAGAAACCCAAUCAGAAAGCCUGACCAGGACACAGAAACGCAUCACCACCCCCUUAGCUUCCAUUGCUAACCAUGGAAUCACACAGACAGACCAUGAUCCAGAUAGUGACACACAAAUCCACUCUAGCCAGGACAAUAGACAGAUCUAUAAACAUUUUGUAUAUCUAUUGCUCUCAUGCACUGUAUCUGGCUCUAACUCAGUGUAAUACCCCUGAGUUGGUUGGAGUCUGGAAUGAAAAGAACUUCUGAAGGAUUUCAAAUUCAGAUGCGCAUCAUCAUCAUCAUCAUGGCUGCAGAUCAUUCUAAGUGGGACUAAUAGCUGUCUGUUGGGGCUGGGAGUACUGGGAUUCAAACAGAACAAUCACUCGAGUGACACCCUCCCCACUCCCUCACCCCUCCGAUCCGCCACUCACCCUCCUCCCCAUCUGCUCUUUGAUCUGGGUCUCCCUACAGACAGAAACAGAUAUGGAAACACACAGCUCACUGAAGCAAAGCUGCUGAGAAUAGACACCAGGAAUCUGACUGCCACAGAGAAUCAUCAUCUACCAGACGUCACUCAUCAUCUAUCUUACUGUAACCAGUAAGGGUACUAGAGGAGAUUCCAUAGAGAAAUACACAUGUUCACUUGAACUGCAGAAUAGUAACCACACCUGUCCGGAAGUGUAAAGCUGCUAUGGCACUUGUGAUCAUCUUCAUAGCAGCUCAUUUCAUCAUCCUCUUAUCUGGCCUGCAGAGGUCUCUGGGCUAGGUCAGGAGUGCCCUCUAGUGGUAUUUUUGGUGCUAUUGCAAUGAUGUGAGAUCUUUGUAUUACAUUGUCAGGUUACCACUCUCACAGAUACGUCCUGCUCUGGUAAUAAACGAACAUCCAAAAAGCAUCAUACUGCCUGAAGAAGUGCUGCUGGCUUCUGUAAUGUGUAAGUGUGUUAUUUGUGUAAACCAAUCAUAUUUUUGUGUGAGGUUUUGUAUUGUUUCCCACCCCUGAUUUACUCCUAAACAAGUCACACCAAAAUGAAAUGUUAAAAAGGACAGCUGUUACUAACACGAGCAAUGAAAUGUUAAAAAGGACAGCUGUUACUAACAUUAGCAAUGUUUUAGCAUGUGUGUACAGGUAUGUGCACUAGUCUAUUCUUGUUUUUUUCCCAGAACAUUCUACAUUCCUAAUUAUGAAAUGUAUUUUUCUUAAAUAGAAUAGUUAUUCUUUAUUUGUCCUAUUUCACACAUGUACAUGUGUGUAUUAGUAUGCAUGUGUGAAUUGGAUAUGUUUUUUUUUGCAUUUCCCACUCUCCCCGAGACAUCCCGGAGAGUGGGGUCACAGAAUUUGCCUGGUCUUUGCUUCAA
Molecule: messenger RNA, 1856 nt
Organism: Salvelinus sp. IW2-2015
Lineage: Eukaryota; Metazoa; Chordata; Actinopteri; Salmoniformes; Salmonidae
Product: ninjurin-1-like
Biological process (GO): tissue regeneration; cell adhesion
Cellular component (GO): membrane
Source: RefSeq, a predicted model, not a curated record